Messenger RNA from Lachancea fermentati, 747 nucleotides. Lineage: Eukaryota; Fungi; Ascomycota; Saccharomycetes; Saccharomycetales; Saccharomycetaceae. The record is from the annotation of a GenBank genome assembly.
AUGUCUUUGGUAACUCCUCUUUGCUUUAGUGCAAUACAACCAAACCUGUAUAGGGGUUCAUACCCUAGAGAAAUAAAUUUACCAUUCCUAGAAACACUGAGGUUGAAAUACAUUGUCUCACUCACCCCAGAACCUUUAACCAACGACAAUGUCAUGGCUUCUUUUUGCACUGAUAAAGAGAUCCAAACUCUCCAUAUAGAGUGCAGUAAUGAAAAGAAGUCUAAAACAAAGGUCAAGAGAAAAAAAAAGCAAGUUCCCAUCGAGUAUGAUGUUGUUGUUCAAUGUGUACAAUUUUUGAUUGACAAAAGACAUUAUCCUUGCUAUAUUCACUGCACUAAUGGAGAAUUAGUCACAUCUUUAGUCGUGGCAUGUUUACGGAAACUUUCUUAUUGGAGUACGGUGUCUAUAUUCAAUGAGUACUUGACGUAUACCUCAAGUAUCAACAUUCAUGAACGUUCCUUCAUCGAGAAUUUCAAUCUGGAAAUUGAAAUUAAUGAUCUGGAUAUGAAGGAUAAAGUGCCUUGGAUAAUCACCAGAGCCGGAGAUGCCACAAAAAUUGAUGAUCGCGAAGGUCUUAAAGAGUUGGCAGUGUGCCCUUGCUUCCGCGACUUAAGUUUCACCUUGCUAAGAAAUUGGAACAGGGUGCAUGAUGCAUUUAAGUAUCCGGAGGAGUUUCAAAUCAAGUUCUGCCGACUUUCUCAUCGUUCUUCCUGUGCAAUGUUUUACAUUCUAACGAAUUUUGGAUGA